Molecule: messenger RNA, 2757 nt
Organism: Rasamsonia emersonii CBS 393.64
Lineage: Eukaryota; Fungi; Ascomycota; Eurotiomycetes; Eurotiales; Trichocomaceae
Product: High affinity cAMP phosphodiesterase
Exons: 5
Coding region: 1-2757 (918 amino acids)
Biological process (GO): signal transduction
Molecular function (GO): 3',5'-cyclic-nucleotide phosphodiesterase activity
Source: RefSeq, a predicted model, not a curated record
AUGUCUCGCCCCGACGACAGUUCCGCGGUCUAUAUAGAUGACCGCGUUAAGAUCGAAAGAUGGGUGCGCCGCAACUCUGUAGAUCAGCCUGGUCUCCUUGCAGACGAACCCCCGGAGCUGAAGCAAAAUGUGGUCACGCUGCUCAGCGUGUGCAAGCAGAUUUAUCUAUGUCACUCAGCCAAGUCGUUUGCAACGGCCAUAGCCGAGUUAAAUGAACGAAGCACAACGGACGGCAAAUCCGUAUUUGCCUUCUUCGAUAUCGAAAAUAGCAGGGAAUCUGCCUCAUCUCGCCGUCGUAAAAACCGUGACUCAACCACCGGAUCGGGACAGACUUCAAUCGGCCCCCUUUCUCGCGGAUUUACCUUCUCCGCGGAGUCUGAAGAUUCGUAUGGAAUUCAACUGCUGGCUCUGUUGACAUCCGACCUCCAAUUACAAGAGGGCCCUAAGCUCAUCAUCCCUGUCGCCCUGGUGCGUCCAUACGAACAGCCCGCCGCCAAGCCAUCAGUCGAAGAAAGCGAACCCGACGAAUGUCCGCCUGAUGAUGACCUCAGCGUUUCGUUACCGGAGCCGAGCCUGUGUGCGCGCUGUUUGGAUGCUGGCGCUGUGGAUAUCCUUAUCCAGCCGUUGGAGAAGAGCAGGGUGGAUGGGCUUCUGGUGCACGCCUAUCGCGUUCGCAAAGCGGCCCAAAAGGAGAUUUCUCGCUUCAUGUCCGUCAAGAAAACGAGGAAGCGUUCGUGGGUUGGCGUUCACGAUGAACAACCAUAUGCCUACCUGAGAGAAGCGAUGGUCUCGAAGCUGAUGAAGUCGAUCUGCAACCCGGAAGACAUGAUCGAUGAAUUCCAAGACCGGCUGGAUGUUCUCGAUGAGCGGAAGCUUCUGGUGGAGCGUAAAAUCGGUGACUGGGAUUUCUCCGCUCACGACUUUUCCGACGAUGAACUUGCCUAUGCUGCACAAAAGAUGCUGGAGCAUGCCUUGACAAUGCCCGAAGUGGGAUAUUUUAGGCUGACGCCUGGUAUGAAUAUGAUCGUUACGACUCGGAGAUAUCCGACAGUCGAACUAACGUCUCCGAUAGGCGAGCUACAGACUUUCGUGUUGGCAACCCGUACGGCGUACAAUUCCUUCGUCCUUUAUCAUAACUUUCGCCAUGCUGUCGACGUAUUACAGUCUGUAUUCAGCAUCCUACUCCACAUCGGUGCUCUACCUCCCUACGACCCGUCCCCUCUACCCCCGGUCUCCAAGUCUCCUAUCGCGUCUUUACUUAGCCCAUUCGAUGUCCUGGUCCUCCUAAUCUCGGCUCUCGGCCACGACGUCGGCCAUCCCGGUGUGAACAACGUGUUUUUGGUCAAACUGAAUGCGCCGCUGGCCCAGCUUUAUAACGACAGCUCCGUCCUGGAAGCCUUUCACUGCGCGGCAUUUUCCCAGAUCCUUCGUCGUCAUUGGCCGGCCGCUUUUAGGUCUACCAGUUUUCGUAAGCUCCUCAUCAGCACCAUCUUAGCCACGGACAUGGGGGUGCAUUUCCAAUACAUGAGUCGCAUGGCAGAGUUGCAGCAGAAGUAUCGUGACGAUGGAGACAUCGACAGGUGGAGUAAUCAGGACUUGGAAAAGUAUAGCUCACUGGCCCGGCCAUGGCAAAUCGCCGAAAAAUGGACGAAUAUCCUCCAAAAGGAAUUCGCCAACCAAGGUGAGAUGGAAAAGGAGGUUGGAAUGGAGACCGCUCUCUUUGGUGGACCUCCAGAACUCGGCAACGUUCUUAAGCUGGCCACCGGUCAAAUCAGCUUCAUGUCUAUCUUCGCCCUGCCCCUCUUCGAAGGAGUCGCCGAUCUCCUUCCGCAGAUGGCUUUCGCCGUUCAGCAGAUACAGUCGAAUCGGACGAUCUGGCAGGACCUGGCCGAUCGGGAGCGGAGGAAAAGCUUGCUUCCUGAGCCGGAGUCUGAUGUUGCACGUUCUCCCCGGUCAUUCAGCCCUGUGGCCGCGAGGUCUCAAGACGAGCCGCGGGUUGAGGGGACUGGUGAGCAGUUGCCGGCCUCGUCCCCGCAAGAAAAUGAUGCCGGGCCUACAAAUGUCAAAAUCACUUUUGACCAGCCUCCUGAUCAGAAACAUCUGUCGAUUACAACUGUCUGUGCUAAGCCCAGUGACACUGCAGACCAAUUGCCACGGAUCACCUCUGUCCCUGACAUGAGAGUCCAUAACGCUGAAUCCACCCGCAAAUCGUACUCCUCGGGCCAUGUUUCUGUGCCGUCCUCCUCGCAUGGCGCGGGCAGAGACACUAGAACGCAGAGUGCAAGCACCUGCUCAAAUACUGUCACGACGCCUGUUUCCCCUGCCACCAACGCUACCAGUUUCGUCACGGUUGAUAGCGGCGAUGAGAGAGAACCAACUGUGUAUGGACUUAGUUCUAGUGAUUUGGUUGCUACGGAAAACGAGAAUCCGUCCCGUCCAACUUCUUCGGGUCUGUACGCUAUGAUGGAUCGUCAACGGUACGAAGCCCCAAACAACGGCCUCUACUUCCAACAGCGGUUCCAUGCUUCUCAUCGGAUCGAGGACUUUGGGAAGAAGCAUCAUGUCAUGACGGCAGUAGUUGGCCGCCAUAUCAGCAGCCGAGGAUCGUCGCCUGUGGAUCAUGAACCGAAGCCCGGAAACUGUGUCCGAUUUGACCCUCAGCCUACGUUUGUGCCGAAAGCCUUGCGGAAACGGAAAAGUCGCCUACGUUUGGCUUUUUGGAGGCGCAAAGAAUCUAAUCUUCAACAGCAGGCGUGA